AUGACGGCAAACGAACCUCCAGCAGGCGGAGGUGCAUCCUCUUUGGCAGCUGAGGCAGAGGAGGUCUACCGUCAGCGGCAGCAGUUGGAAGAAAGAAUGGAGGCGCUUGCGAGCUUCCUAACUUCAGAAGGUAUGCCAGGCCUAGACGGCCCGUUAGUAGACGAAGAAGGCUUCCCUCGUUCAGAUAUCGAUGUGCAUGCAAUACGCGACGCACGGCAUCAGCUUGCGUGCCUUAAGACGGACUAUCGGGAGCUUCAGCGACGCCUUGAAGAUAUUCUCUUUCGUAUUCAUGGGGGAGCUGACAGAAGAAAUGCUGAUGAUCAGCCAGAUGCCGUUUCAGGUGGCCACCAACAACGAACGGAAGAAACAUCAAAUCAACAACAGGAACAGCCUCCACGACUACUUGAAGACGAAGGACCAGCAUUUGCCGUGGUGGACGUUGUCCACCCAGGAAGCCCCAGCAGUGCUGCUGGAAUUGUGGCCGGAGACAGACUCCUACGUCUGGGUUCUCUGCGCUUGUCACCUACUCAGCGUAGAUCAGAGGUCAGUAUAGGGGGCGUUUGUAACGGCGUUUCUGCCGCUACAACCCAACAGACGCGCUCCUUAACUGUAGCAGAGAUAUUUCAAAUGCUGCCUGCAGAAGUGGCGAACCAUGAGAACGAGCGGGUGGCUGUUGUGUUGCAAAGAGGGGGCCGUAUCCUCCCUCUGUGGCUAAUACCGAGGCGGUGGCAAGGUAGGGGCCUUCUUGGAUGCCACUUAAAGCCGUUGUAG
Molecule: messenger RNA, 771 nt
Organism: Eimeria acervulina
Lineage: Eukaryota; Apicomplexa; Conoidasida; Eucoccidiorida; Eimeriidae
Product: 26S Proteasome non-ATPase regulatory subunit 9, putative
Exons: 3
Coding region: 1-771 (256 amino acids)
Biological process (GO): proteasome regulatory particle assembly
Cellular component (GO): cytoplasm; nucleus
Molecular function (GO): protein binding
Source: RefSeq, a predicted model, not a curated record